AUGUUGGGUACUCCAGUGCCGAUUGAACCGGUGCAUCAUCAUCACCAAUCAGGCAGUUCAAAUGGUGGGCUUAACGAAGAGUCGAAACGGUUGGAAACUUAUUCCAGAUGGCCCAAGCCGUUGAUCAUUAUGCCUGCAAUUCUGGCUCGGUUUGGAUUUUAUUACACUGGAGCAAGAGAUAUAGUCAAGUGUUACUUCUGUCUCGUUGAACUUGGCUCAUGGGAACGAACAGACGAUGCAGCAAGGGAACAUCUACGCUGGUCGCGGCACUGCCCGUUGAUGACGAGGCGCCAGACAAACAAUGUGCCUCUGGACGCAAACUUUCUGAAUGAUGUUCCACAACCUGCGUUCGAUACGGUCGGUGUGAGAAGUCAGCAAGUGUCACCUGCGCAACAAGCAGCCGAAGAACCAAUAGCUCCCCGAUCAUUGAGGCUCACCGAUGCGGUACCGGUAGCAGAGUACAACCGUCAGGUGUUGGCGAAAGAAGUUCAAGCACCCAAAGUACGUGCUAAAUAUCCUUCGUACGUCCAACUUGAGCAACGAUUGAAAACAUUCAACGAUUGGCCGAUUGCACUGCCGCAAAAACCGGAGCAACUGGUUGAAGCAGGAUUUUUUUACACCGGAAAAAGUGACCAGGUGGCGUGUUUCAGCUGUGGUGGACAACUGAAGGGCUGGGUACCGGGUGAUGAUCCCUGGGAGGAGCAUGCUAAAUACUACGAAGAUUGUCACUACCUCAGGCUGAUGAAAACUCGUGCGUUCAUUGAUAACUGCAAAACGCAGACAACACAACAAAUGGCAGAGCCUUCCAAAUUGACCUUUCGUAAGGACAACCUACGGAGAAGCACCGAACCUUCGGAAGAUGAAAAACGCACUGAGCCAGCGGAAUCGAAGCUCUGUAAAGUGUGUUAUGAAAAUGAGUACAACACAGUGUUCAUGCCGUGCGGUCAUGUGGUGGCUUGUGGGCGGUGUGCGGCCUCUGUCCAAAGGUGCCCUUUGUGCAACGAACCUUUUACCAACGUGUUUCGAGUGCGCGAGCGGCUGCUGACCGGUCACGGAAUGCAGCCCGCGACAGCAGACAACUUCGCCGAGUACCUGCUGCACAGCCCCGAGGCAUGGGAGCGAGCUGCCGAGGCGGCAAACGAUGCAGCAAGGGAACAUCUACGCUGGUCGCGGCACUGCCCUUUGAUGACGAGACGCCAGACAAACAAUGUGCCUCUGGACGAAAACUUUCUGAAUGAUGUUCCACAACCUGUGUUUGAUACGGUCGGUGUGAGAAGUCAGAAAGUGUCACCUGCGCAACAAGCAGCCGGAGAACCAAUAGCUCCCGGAUCGUUGAGGCUCACCGAUGCGGUAUCGGCAGCAGCGUACAACCGUCAGGCGUUAGCGAAAGAAGUCGAAAAAUUCAAAGAACGUGCUAAAUGUCCCUCGUACGCCGAAUUUGAGCAGCGAUUGAAAACAUUCGACGAUUGGCCGAUUGCACUUCCACAAAUACCGGAGCAACUGGUUGAAGCAGGAUUUGUUUACACCGGAGAAAGUGACCAGGUGGCGUGUUUCAGCUGCGGUGGACAACUGAAGGGCUGGAUCCCGGAUGAUGAUCCCUGGGAGGAGCAUGCUAAAUACUACGAAGAUUGUCACUACCUCAGGCUGAUGAAAACUCGCACGUUUAUUGAAAACUGCAAAGCCAAGAAAACUCAGCAAGUGGCAGAGCCAUCCGAAUUGACCGUUGGUAAGGACAACGUACGAGAAAGCAGCGAAGCUUCGGAAGAUGAAAAACGCAGUGAGCCAGUGGAAUCGAAGCUCUGUAAAGUGUGUUAUGAAAAUGAGUACAACACAGCGUUCAUGCCGUGCGGUCAUGUGGUGGCUUGUAGGGGGUGUGCGGCCUCUGCCCAAAGUUGCCUUUUGUGUAACGAACCUUUUAUCAACGUGUUUCGACUGCACAUCGUGUAA
Anopheles coustani is the source of this 1947-nucleotide messenger RNA. Its product is annotated as death-associated inhibitor of apoptosis 1-like. Gene Ontology annotation, molecular function: ubiquitin protein ligase activity; cysteine-type endopeptidase inhibitor activity involved in apoptotic process. The record is from RefSeq and is a predicted model, not a curated record. Lineage: Eukaryota; Metazoa; Arthropoda; Insecta; Diptera; Culicidae. The transcript is spliced from 3 exons. The coding region runs from base 1 to 1947 and encodes 648 amino acids. Gene Ontology annotation, cellular component: cytoplasm; nucleus. Gene Ontology annotation, biological process: negative regulation of apoptotic process; regulation of cell cycle; positive regulation of protein ubiquitination.